This is a messenger RNA of Harpegnathos saltator (Jerdon's jumping ant), 3100 nucleotides long. RefSeq names its product elongation of very long chain fatty acids protein AAEL008004. NCBI's taxonomy places the organism in Eukaryota, Metazoa, Arthropoda, Insecta, Hymenoptera, Formicidae. Gene Ontology annotation, biological process: sphingolipid biosynthetic process; fatty acid elongation, saturated fatty acid; very long-chain fatty acid biosynthetic process. Gene Ontology annotation, cellular component: endoplasmic reticulum membrane. The record is from RefSeq and is a predicted model, not a curated record. Bases 152 to 1006 code for a protein of 284 amino acids. The transcript is spliced from 7 exons. Gene Ontology annotation, molecular function: fatty acid elongase activity.
CACAGGGCCCCUUGUUCGUUAAUUACAACCCUGCUCCCUAAGCCGACGCUAGGGGUUCUUGGCCUGCAGAUGAACGUAAAGCACAGUAGGUUACCGGUGCGAAGGGUUGUUAACAUCCAAUAUUGGUUUCACACGAGUGUUUCUUUGUGAAAUGUCGGCGGAUAUGUUUAAAUUGGAGUCACAGUGUGGAAAGAGUUUGCCGAAUCUUUCUUCGAAGGAUUUGAGGGUUACGAACAUCUAUUACUAUCUUGUCAAUGAUAUUUCGGAUCCCAGAGUUUCCAAUUGGCCCUUGAUGUCAAAUCCAUUCGGUGUAACGCUAAUUUCACUCGCUUAUUUGUCUUUCGUCCUUUACCUCGGACCACUAUAUAUGAAGAAGAGAAAACCUUACGCGCUUACCAAAAUUAUGAUUUGCUAUAAUAUUUCCGUCGCAACUGCGAGCGCUGUCAUAUUCUAUGGUAUACUCACGUCUGGUUAUACAACGCAUCUUUCCGUGGGAUGCGAGCCCUUCGUCAUCUCGGACGAUCCCAUGUCGAUCAGCAUGGCACGAUGGGUGUGGUGGGUACUGAUAUUAAAAAUCACCGAGCUCGGAGAUACCGUGAUUUUCGUACUCCGAAAGAAAUACAACCAAACGUCAUUCCUUCAUGUGUACCAUCACACAGCGACUCUCCUUCUGGCUUGGAUCUCCUGCAAAUAUGCGCCUGGUGGCAUGUGGACCUUCAUAAUGUUGCCCAAUUGCGCGGUGCAUGUAAUUAUGUAUAUGUACUACCUGUGCGCCUGCUUGGGGCCGAAAGUACAGAAGAUGAUCAUCCCUUGGAAGAAAUAUAUGACCAGUCUGCAACUGAUCCAAUUCGCUAUCAUGGUGGCCCAUACGUUUCAAGCGCUUCUGCCAGCCUGCGAGCCAACGCGGAAACCAUUAGCAUACAUUUACAUGUCCCAAGUCGCCUUCAUGUUCUAUAUGUUCUUAGACUAUUAUAGGAAGUCGUAUUUGAGAAAAAAGAUAGAGUGAGCGAGCAACCCCCUCACGAUGGCGCGAUAGUUGUCCGAAAGAAGAUGAACUUCGGGAAACUCGCGCGUGUGUGUGUGUGUGUGCAGGUUCCGCAUCGAGAGUUUAAAUGAAUAUUAUAUAUCGAACGAACAAAGUUUCUCUUCUAAAUAAGUUAAUUUAUAGUCAGUUUGAUAAAUAGGGGCGCAUGUGCAGACGAUAACUCGAUAACUUUUAAUAAUAUCAGAAAUGCACAUACAUUUCCCAUGGGGGCCGCAUUAUUUCGACAGUUUGGCGUUAAAAUUGUCAUAUUGAGUUGAUCGGCGCGCUAUAAUAAUAUGCGCACAUGAUUGAUCUAACGAAUGUCUUUUGUACUUUUGUAGUAGAAGAGAUAUUGUUGCGGGGCUUUUUCGAUUCCUCAUUUUGCCGAUAUAUUACGAAGCCACGACGACUUCAUCGAUAAUUUGAUUGCCGCGUCCUUGAUAUCUUCGCGGAAUAAGUAACUAAUAAAAGCAAGAACAGAACAUGGUCCGAAAAUAUUGACCGAGUAACCACGGAAAGGACAAGAUAAACGUAGACGGUGGACUCUCUCCGGCGUAGAAUGAAAUAUCCGUUCGUUUCGACGUGAAGCAGCGAAAGAAAAAGAGUUUAUAAAGAGAAAUAUGCAUGAAACGAGAGUCGCCGUACGCGACGAGAUGAGAUGUGUUACGCCGCGCGUAAUCCUGCCGCGUUACGUCAACUCGGAUUUUACUCGCCGUAGGGUCCGUCGUUCGCCAUCGAGUCCCUUUCUCCUUUCUGAUUUGCCGCGCAUUAUACAAUGUUUCGGAUUACGUCAGCGUCGUGUCAGCGUCGCGGAUCCUCCCGAUAUGCUGGCGUACCUGCACUGCCGUCGCGAAAUUCGCUCGUCCUUUUCCCGCUCGCGUCUUCGUCUGCGUUAUGACACACCGUAUAUCGGGCGCCAACGAGCGCGGUGCUAGCCGUAAAGUAUCAUGAAAUAAUACUUGAGGAAAAUUCUAAUUUCCGUCACGGUUUUUCCGAGAACGUUCGCUCGCAAGCUCGCACGAUCGCUCUCCGUCGUCGUUGUGGUCGCAUCACAAAUAUAUCGCAGCUCUUCUGCUGGAGCGUGUAUAGCCUUCCUUCGCCAUAGCCGAAACCGUCGUAAUGCAACCACAUUGUUUCUCAUACUUAUAUACGCGCGCGCGCGCGCACACACACACAUAUAUAUGUCUAUACAGUCAAGUGUAUAAAUGUCGUUCCAUGUAGAUACGCGUGCCCGGGAGGGCCACAUUACCUUGCUCGACUGUUUUCCCGGCCGACUGACAUUAGCAUAGCGGAUUAGUGCGUCCGUGGCUUUAAGUCGACACGCAUGGCCUCACGCCGAUAAGACUUUAUUAACGCCGCCUGUAUUUAUCCCAUGCUUCAAGCGGCGACCCCUUUCUGCAUAGCACGUUCUUCCCUUUAUAGAUCGUCGCCGUGUAUGCGAUAUGCUAAUCACUCUCGCUAAGGGCAAUAGCUCCAUGUAUGACACUUAAUGUAUGUUAUUAUCAUUAUCGCUUAUCAUUUCUCUCUCGCGAACGCUUUUCAUAUAAUUAUUUCGCACUGUCCACUCCUCCCUUUCCCCUCCCCCCCUUUGGUACCACGGACAGGUUAAUUCGAGCGAGAGUCGUUUAUUCGCGAUUGUGAUAAAUUGCCGAAUAUUAGUUGCGGGCGGUUGACGAGUGGCCGCCCUUUUCACGCUGGACGCUUAACGUAACGCUAUUCAGCGCAAUAAUCGCCACGCUUAUCCGCUAUUUAUUUAGCGUGAGUAAUCGCUGCCUCGGCGCUGAACAUAUUGAGGCGGCGCGUUGAUUUAUUUACUCUGGCUGGCCGGAAUAUAAGGGCUCUAGGGCGGCGUACUAAGGGCGUACUUUGGUUGGCAUACGAAAGAAAGGGAGGGCUCGCUUCGAAAGUACGAAGGGUGGAUUAUCGAAGUUAAAGUUUCAUCGCUACCGUUGACGUUGCUCCGCAAGCCGCUUAUUUAUCUGGAGCUGCUGUCCGGAUUGUUCAAUUUACACGUUGCGUGAUAUCGUCUGUUUUUAGCACGUUAUUUCAGCCAACAUGAUAAAAUGGGGAAAAAAG